Molecule: messenger RNA, 510 nt
Organism: Nematocida minor
Lineage: Eukaryota; Fungi; Microsporidia
Exons: 1
Coding region: 1-510 (169 amino acids)
Source: RefSeq, a predicted model, not a curated record
AUGAGAGUAGACAUACUUGGAGAAAGAGACAAGUCCGAGGACUCUCUUCUGUCGAUAGUCUACACAGGAAGCACAAAGGGCAUAUACUCGCUCAGCAUAAACAGCAAUCCAUUGCCAAAAGUAGAAGUAGAGCCAGCAGAAGACCUAUCUGCCCUCCAAAGUGAUCUGGAGACAGUUUUAACGGAAAUAAUAAAACCGCACGACAGAUUCUCGUACAAACUCCAAAUAAACCUGCUCCAAAAAGAAGCCAGCACAAUCGAGCUAUUCACAGAUGCCAUCACAGCCAUAUCCAUUUUAAUUAGCAAGCUACAAAUAGAAGCAAAAGACACACCUGUUGCGUACACAAAAGAGUACCCGAAUGGGACAAUGUGUAUUUGCAAAGGAUACUUCCGAAAUACCGUUAUUUUUGCAAAAAUAAAUGGAGCACUCUCAGAAACAGAUGUAGCACAUGCUAUGGAGCAUAUUCCCAGCACUAGGAUAGAAGAACUAGUAUCAUUACUAAGCAAAUAG